Molecule: messenger RNA, 3606 nt
Organism: Populus trichocarpa (black cottonwood)
Lineage: Eukaryota; Viridiplantae; Streptophyta; Magnoliopsida; Malpighiales; Salicaceae
Product: glutamate receptor 3.3
Exons: 8
Coding region: 533-3331 (932 amino acids)
Biological process (GO): G protein-coupled receptor signaling pathway
Cellular component (GO): plasma membrane
Molecular function (GO): G protein-coupled receptor activity; glutamate-gated receptor activity
Source: RefSeq, a predicted model, not a curated record
CAAAACUAUCAACAACAAAGGGAUUCUUCAUGUCAUGUGAAACUCAAAUUUCAAACAUGGAAAAUGAAAAAAGUAGGCAAUUUGUCUCUCUCAACCCCAUCCAAAGUACACUCCAAAACGAUGCCUUCUGCCCAUGUGAACAAUGAGUUGAGUGCUACUUUAGUUCAAAGCAUUUAAUUCCCAUUCCACAUUGAUGAAGAGACUAUUGACCCAAAAAGAAAGUUUCGUGUGAAUAUUGGUCUUCCACUCAACUCUCAUGUUGGAUUUGGAUUUUCUUUUUUCAGCACAGAAGCACGUGUUUCAGAGCUUGACUAUUUAUUUAAGAACUCGGUUUUUGAAGAUUUCUUGCACAUUUGCAUAAAGGGACCAAUGCUUGUUUGUUAAGUGAUUUUACUCGUGUCUUUGAAAUUUCUGUUGUUAAAGCUUCUGAUUAAGGUCUGGUUUUGUUACAUACGGUUCAAAGCCCUUCAGAAUCAAUUUUGUGCAGGCGGAUUCGUUUUGGAGGGGAAGAUAAUUGUGCUAUUGAAUUGAAAUGAACGCUGUUAGGUUUGUUUCGUGUCUUUUUCUCUUCUGUGUGCUGUUUUCAACAAGUGGAUAUAGUAGGAAUGUGAGCUCAAGGCCUGCUGUUGUGAAUAUUGGAGCUAUUUUUACCUUUGAAUCUACGAUUGGAAGAGUUGCCAAGAUUGCUAUCCAGGAAGCUGUCAAAGAUGUGAAUGCAAAUUCUAGCAUUCUGCAUGGCACCGAACUCAAAAUUCAUAUGAAAAACUCUAACUGCAGUGGGUUUCUAGGCUUGGCUGAAGCUUUGAAGUUCACGGAGAAUGAUGUCAUUGCCAUUAUUGGCCCGCAAUCUUCUGUUGUUGCCCAUAUUAUAUCCCAUGUCGCGAAUGAACUUCAAGUUCCCCUAUUGUCAUUUGCAGCAACAGACCCCACUCUUAACUCGCUGCAGUUCCCCUUUUUUGUUAGGACCACGCAGAGUGAUUUCUACCAAAUGGCGGCAAUAUCAGAGGUAGUUGAUCAUUAUGGUUGGAAGCAGGUGACUGCCAUUUUCAUUGAUAAUGAUUAUGGACGAAAUGGCGUGUCAGCUCUAGGUGAUAGACUUGCAGAGAGACGUUGUAGAAUAUCUUACAAGGUGGGGAUUCCCCCGGAUUCUGGAGUUAACAGGGGUGACAUCAUGGAUAUUCUUGUUAAGGUCGCGUUAAUGGAAUCUCGGGUUGUAAUUGUCCAUGUGUAUCCUGACAUGGGUUUCAAGAUCUUUUCCAUGGCAAACCACCUUGAAAUGAUGGGUAAUGGGUGGGUAUGGAUUGCUACGGAUUGGCUUUCGUCUGUUUUGGAUUCUGCUUCUCCUCUCCCAUCAGAGACCAUGGACUCAGUGCAAGGGGUUCUUGUUUUGCGUCAACACACACCAGAUUCAGAUAGAAAUAGAGCCUUUUCCUCUAGGUGGCACAAAUUGACUGGUGGUUAUUUGGGGCUGCAUUCUUAUGGGCUUUAUGCUUAUGAUUCUGUCUGGCUAAUUGCGCAUGCUCUUGAUGCAUUUUUUAACCAGGGUGGUAUUAUCUCAUUUUCUAAUGAUUCCAGGUUACCUUCUGGGGAAGGUAGUAGUCUCCACCUUGAGGCAAUAAGCAUCUUUGAUGAUGGAAAACUUCUGCUGAAUAACAUAUUGCAGAGUGAUCUUGUUGGUUUGACCGGCCGUAUUAAGUUUGGAAUAGACAGAUCUCUUAUUCUGCCUGCAUAUGAUGUUGUUAAUGUUAUUGGAACUGGGUAUAGACGGAUUGGUUACUGGUCCAAUUAUUCUGGUUUGUCUAUCACGCCUCCUGAGACACUUUAUACAAAGCCACCAAAUCGUUCAAGCGCAAACCAGAAAUUGUACAAUGCCAUUUGGCCUGGGGAUACAUUGCUUACGCCACGUGGAUGGGCUUUUGCUAACAAUGGGAAGCAACUGAGAAUUGGUGUGCCAAUUCGGGUGAGUUUCCGAGAAUUUGUAUCACAAGUACAAGGGACAGAUACGUUCAAGGGUUUCUGCAUAGAUGUUUUUACAGCUGCUGUAAAUCUAUUACCAUACCCUGUUCAAUAUCAGUUCGUCCCCUUUGGAGAUGGUAAAGAAAAUCCAAGCUACACAGAGCUGGUGAAUAAGAUCACGACGGGUUUCUUUGAUGCUGCUGUUGGUGAUAUUGCCAUUGUAACCAAAAGAACGAAAGUCAUUGAUUUUACGCAGCCAUAUGUCGCGUCUGGAUUGGUUGUUGUGGCCCCAUUUAGGAAGUUGAACUCUGGAGCCUGGGCUUUCCUGAGGCCAUUCAGUGCCCGUAUGUGGAUUGUCACUGCUUGUUUCUUCCUUGUUGUUGGCUUAGUUGUGUGGAUUCUGGAGCAUAGGAUAAAUGACGAAUUCAGGGGCCCACCUAAAAGACAAGUAAUAACUGUUUUAUGGUUCAGCCUCUCGACUCUAUUUUUCGCUCAUAGAGAAAACACUAUGAGCACCCUUGCUCGGUUUGUGCUACUUAUAUGGCUCUUUGUGGUCUUAAUAAUCAACUCAAGCUACACUGCAAGUUUGACUUCAAUUUUCACAGUGCAGCAACUAUCUUCUCCUAUUAAAGGAAUUGAAAGCUUGAAGGAAAGCAAUGAGCCUGUAGGAUACCAGGUGGGUUCGUUUGCUGAAUAUUAUUUGAGAGAGGAAGUUGGAAUACCUAAAUCUAGGCUUGUUGCCUUGGGAUCACCAGAAGCAUAUGCUAAUGCACUCCAACUUGGUCCUGAAAAAGGGGGUGUUGCUGCAAUUGUUGAUGAACUUCCUUAUGUGGAACUUUUCCUCUCAAGGCAGUGCACAUUCAGGAUUGUUGGUCAAGAAUUUACAAAAAGUGGCUGGGGUUUUGCGUUUCCAAGAGACUCUCCCUUAGCUUUGGAUAUGUCAACUGCAAUUCUAGCACUAUCAGAGAAUGGUGAUCUCCAACGGAUCCAUGACAAGUGGCUGACGCAAAGCACGUGCAGUUCAGAGACAUCUGAGCUUGAAUCAGAUAGACUUCACCUCAAGAGCUUUUGGGGCCUCUUUCUCAUUUGUGGUCUAGCUUGCUUCAUUUCCCUCCUCAUACACUUUUGCCAGAUUACACGCCAGUUAUAUCGCACCGCCCCUGUAGAAUCUCCAUCUGCUGGUCAAGGUUCCUUGCGUUCUGGGCGUCUUCAUAGACUAUUUUCAUUAAUGGAUGAGAAGGCUAGCCAAGAAAAGAGUGCAGUUAAAAGAAGGAAGUUGGAAAGAUCAUUAUCCGAGAAUGAUCGGGACUGUGAGUUGGGGAGGAAUCCCACGAGGAAAGAAACAGAAAGGAUGACCGGAACAACGGCAAGUUAAGCUAAUAAAAGAAUACACAACACCGUUGGCCCUCCGUUUGAGUUGGACUUGGAAACAAUGUACUCAAUAUUCAUUUAGCAACGUGCCUUUUUUUCAGAAUGUUAUCUACCUCCUUCAAAUCAACAUCAGUGCCUGUAUCAGUUCCACUGAAAUUUGCUGAUUGUACAUGGAGUGUUGCAUUGCUAAUUUCUAUCCCAGAAUCCUGUAUCAAAUCACAAAGAAAGGAAAUGUUGGAAUUUUAAUGUUUACAGAUGAAGAAGAAUAUAUUGGCUCUC